UCUCCCCUGCCCUUCACCUUCACUCACCAUAUUCAUUUGUUCUUCUAAGGAUUAAAGGCCAUUCAUUGUAUAUUAUAUUUUGUUCACAGCUUCCUGACUCACUCAGUGGCAGGCAUGCUAAGUUCCCUUUAUACUGCAGAAGAACACAUCUUUUUUUUCCCCACUUGGUCUCUGACACAGGAUUUUUUGGUGAAUGAGAUUCUAGCAUGGAAAGAAGGAACUGUGUUUCUUUUCUAGUUUUGAAUAGUGAACAAGGAAGAACAACAUCAUCCAUUAUUUGAAAACUGUUAAAUAGUUUCAAACACCAUCUUUACCUGUUUCUGGUUCUUGGAAACUCCAAUCAAUGAGGAUGCCAAGAGGAGUUUCUGUUCUUUGUUUUGCAAUUUUCUUGGUUUGGAGCUCUGCAAGUGCCUUGCUAUCUCCUAAAGGAGUGAACUUUGAAGUGCAAGCUUUAAUGGGUAUAAAGGAACUUCUACAUGAUCCUCGUGGUGUUCUAGAUAAUUGGGAUGGGGAUGCAGUUGAUCCAUGUAGCUGGGCCAUGGUAACAUGUUCAAGUGACAACCUGGUCAUUAGCCUGGGCACUCCCAGUCAAAAUUUGUCUGGUACUCUAUCUGCAACCAUAGGCAACUUAACCAAUCUUCAGACUGUGUUGCUACAGAAUAACAACAUAAGUGGACCAAUCCCUUCAGCGCUAGGAAAACUUCCCAAGCUUCAAACACUUGAUCUCUCUAAUAAUUCCUUCAGUGGGGAAGUUCCUCCCUCACUGGGUCACCUGAGAAGCCUCCAAUACCUGAGGCUCAAUAAUAACAGUCUUGUUGGUGAAUGCCCAGAAUCACUGGCUAACAUGACUCAGCUUUCUUUUCUAGAUUUGUCCUACAACAAUCUUAGUGGCCCAGUACCCAGAAUUUUGGCCAAAUCAUUCAGCAUUCUUGGCAACCCCCUUGUUUGUGCUACUGGAAAAGAACCAAAUUGCCAUGGGAUCACACUGAUGCCCAUGUCCAUGAAUUUAAACAAUACUGAAGAUGCUUUGCCAUCAGGCAAACCGAAAACUCAUAAGAUGGCCAUUGCCUUUGGCUUGAGUCUGGGAUGCCUCUGCCUUAUACUUCUUGGUUUUGGAGCUUUUCUUUGGUGGAGGCACAAGCAUAACCAACAAGCAUUCUUUGAUGUUAAAGACCGGCAUCAUGAAGAAGUCUACCUUGGAAACUUGAAGAGGUUCCCAUUCAGAGAACUCCAGAUUGCUACUCACAACUUCAGCAACAAGAAUAUACUGGGAAAAGGUGGUUUUGGAAAUGUGUACAAAGGAGUUCUCUCAGAUGGAACUCUUGUAGCUGUCAAGAGGCUUAAAGAUGGCAAUGCCAUUGGAGGAGAGAUUCAGUUUCAGACUGAAGUUGAAAUGAUCAGCCUGGCAGUGCACAGAAACCUCCUCAAACUGUAUGGAUUUUGCAUGACACCAACAGAAAGGCUUCUAGUUUACCCCUACAUGUCUAAUGGCAGUGUUGCUUUGCGUCUGAAGGGUAAGCCAGUCUUGGAUUGGGGCACAAGGAAACAUAUUGCUUUAGGAGCUGCAAGGGGGCUACUCUACCUUCAUGAGCAGUGUGAUCCAAAGAUAAUCCACAGGGAUGUCAAAGCUGCUAAUAUUUUGCUUGAUGACUAUUGUGAAGCUGUAGUUGGAGAUUUUGGGCUAGCAAAGCUUUUGGAUCACCAAGACUCUCAUGUCACAACUGCAGUGAGGGGCACUGUGGGUCAUAUUGCCCCAGAGUAUUUAUCCACUGGUCAAUCCUCUGAGAAGACCGAUGUCUUUGGAUUUGGCAUUCUCCUUCUUGAGUUAAUCACAGGCCAAAGAGCUCUGGAAUUUGGAAAAGCAGCUAACCAGAAAGGAGCCAUGCUUGAUUGGGUAAAGAAAAUUCAUCUAGAAAAGAAGCUUGAGUUGCUGGUAGACAAGGAUCUCAAGAGCAACUAUGACCAGAUUGAGCUUGAGGAAAUGGUUCAAGUGGCUCUCUUGUGCACUCAAUACCUCCCAGGCCACAGGCCAAAAAUGUCUGAAGUGGUUCGCAUGCUCGAAGGUGAUGGUUUAGCGGAGAGAUGGGAAGCUUCUCAGAGAGCUGACACUAGCAAGUGCAGACCCCAUGAGUCCUCUUCAUCAGAUAGGUACUCUGAUCUCACUGAUGACUCGCUUUUGUUAGUCCAAGCCAUGGAGCUCUCGGGACCCAGAUGAACUGUCUAGUCAUUUUUUUGGUUUUGUUUCAAAGUUUUCUAAAGAAAGCACAUGAAAUUGAAGAGCAUAUGAUAGUUGAGUCUAUUUCCAAACCCCUUUAAGAUUAUAGGGUGUGUUUGGAUUUGAAUUGACAUCAACUUGAAAGCACGUUCAUGCCAACGGAAGCAAAGGGUUCAUUUUACAUUUGCUCUACUGGAAUUUUUAGUCGAAGUUGUCUGUGAAUUGUAAACCAAACACACACUAUAUGUUGUAUGAUAGAGGUGUCUCAAGGAUGAAAAUGGUUUUUGAUGAUGUUUACUACCAAAUGUACAGAAUCUGAUUCGUUGAGUGUUAGUUUGUAGUGCAAAUUUUUGUAAUCUUAAAUCAAUGUGGCCUAGCCUGUAUUGGUUUUGCAGUGUAACAUCCUGUGCUUAUAUGAACAAUGAUCACAACUUCUCUUUGUUUUCC
This is a messenger RNA of Lotus japonicus, 2662 nucleotides long. Its product is annotated as protein NSP-INTERACTING KINASE 1-like. Gene Ontology annotation, molecular function: ATP binding; protein kinase activity; protein binding. Lineage: Eukaryota; Viridiplantae; Streptophyta; Magnoliopsida; Fabales; Fabaceae. The transcript is spliced from 11 exons. Gene Ontology annotation, biological process: protein phosphorylation. The record is from RefSeq and is a predicted model, not a curated record. The coding region runs from base 344 to 2215 and encodes 623 amino acids.